AUGAAUGCUCCAAUCGCACACGUUGACAAUGAAUUACAACGUCGUCGUGCAGCUUUGGCAGGUGAACCAGGUGUGAAAGGAUUAAUGCAAAAUGCACGUACGACGGCCAUAGCAGUCUUUGCUUCCAUGGGUGGUUUAGUCUAUGGUUAUAAUCAAGGAAUGUUUGGUCAAGUUUUGAGUAUGAAUUCGUUCAGCAGAGCUGCAGGUACAGACGGAAUCAGCAAUGCAACAUUAGCCGGUUUACUCACUUCUAUUCUCGAAUUGGGUGCCUGGGUUGGUGUUUUGUUGAAUGGUUAUUCGGCUGAUAAGCUUGGUCGUAAGUUAUCUGUAGUCGUCGCUUGUGCUGUUUUCGUGAUUGGUGUAAUCGUUCAAGCUUGCACAAGUGGUGGUAAAUACGAUACCAUCCUUGGUGGAAGAUUUAUUACUGGUUUGGGCGUAGGAUCCUUGUCUAUGAUUGUACCAUUGUACAAUGCUGAAUUGGCACCUGCUGAAAUUCGUGGUGCUUUAGUCGCUUUACAACAAUUGGCAAUCACAUUCGGCAUCAUGAUUUCUUAUUGGAUCACAUACGGCACAAAUUUCAUUGGAGGAACAGGUGACUCACAAUCAAGAGCAGCAUGGUUAGUUCCAAUCACGAUUCAAAUCUUACCUGCACUCAUCUUGGCUAUUGGUAUAAUGUUCUUACCUCAAUCUCCACGUUGGUUAAUGGAUCAAGGACGUGAUGAAGAAUGCUUGCAAAUCAUUGCAAAUUUGAGACGUCAAUCGGUUGACUCUCCCUUGGUUCAAUUGGAGUACUUGGAACUAAAAGCACAAAAGUUAUUCGAAACUCGUAUUUCUCAACACGAUCACCCUGACUUGCAAGAUGGAAGUGCUUCGAGCAACUUCAAACUUGGUCUUGCCGGUUACAAAAGUUUGAUCACCAAUCCAUCUAACUUCCGACGAACAAUGAUUGCCACCUUGACGAUGACUUUCCAACAAUGGACUGGUGUCAACUUCAUCUUAUACUAUGCUCCAUUUAUCUUCAAAGGCUUACACUUGGCAGGUAAUACCACCUCUUUGCUCGCUUCGGGUGUCGUUGGUGUUGUGAUGUUCUUGGCUACCAUUCCUGCGGUUAUGUAUCUGGACAAAUGGGGUCGUAAACCAACUUUGAUUGCAGGUGCCAUCGUUAUGGGAGCUUGCCACUUUAUUGUUGCUGGUAUCAUUGGUCAAUUUAACGAACGUUGGAACUCCAACAUGGUAUCUUCUUCCACCAAUUCUGCCGGUUGGGCUGCCGUUGUUUUCAUUUGGAUCUUCGCAAUCGGUUUCGGUUUCAGUUGGGGACCAACCGCAUGGGUCGUCGUUGCUGAAGUGUUCCCACUCGGUCUUCGUGCAAAGGGUGUUUCAAUCGGUGCAUCUUCCAAUUGGCUCAACAACUUUGCCGUCGCAAUCUCCACUCCCAAAUUCGUUGCUGCUGCACCUUACGGAGCAUACAUCUUUUUGGGCUUAAUGUGUGUCAUUGCAUCCGUUUGGGUCUACUUUGUCGUUCCUGAAACCAAGAACAAAAGUUUGGACGAAUUAGAUGCCGAAUUUGGUGAUGAAUCAGGACGAUCAAAGAUGGAAGCAGAAAUGAUGCUCCAAGCUCAACGUGAUGUCGGUUUGCUCUCUGUUGCUGAUAUCGAACCAAGCGCUCUUCACGAAAAGUCUGGUUCCUCUAUCGAUCAUCAUGAAGAAAAGGAAAAGAUUGGUACUCCCUGA
Messenger RNA from Meira miltonrushii, 1731 nucleotides. Its product is annotated as general substrate transporter. Bases 1 to 1731 code for a protein of 576 amino acids. Gene Ontology annotation, molecular function: carbohydrate:proton symporter activity. NCBI's taxonomy places the organism in Eukaryota, Fungi, Basidiomycota, Exobasidiomycetes, Exobasidiales, Brachybasidiaceae. Gene Ontology annotation, biological process: carbohydrate transport; transmembrane transport. The transcript is spliced from 3 exons. The record is from RefSeq and is a predicted model, not a curated record. Gene Ontology annotation, cellular component: membrane.